AUGGUCAGUUUAAAAAAGAAGCAGCACGUUCAACCCGUGGCGAAGUCUCCCAACAAUGAGGCCGAAGGGCAGCACAAGCAGGGGAAGCGGUCCCUCCCUGGGAACCCAGCCGCAACACCAGCGAAUUCUCGGCCGAAGAAGAAGCAUAAAUCGGGCGCCUCGACAGCAGCGGCUCGUGUUGCUACCGGCACCGUAAGCGAGCUGGCAACAUCGGCCACUCCGCGUUCUCCCUCCUCAGCCGCUCUCCCCGCAGCACCGACUUGUGCUUCUUCGGGUGCAGCUGGUCGUAUUCAAAUAGGAGGCGGCUUCGUGGAUUGCGCAGGCCUCGAUAAGGCGCUUAGGGCGCUGUGUCGCCAUGUACAAAAACGCCAUAACCAAGAUCAAAGCACCGAUCUGCUAGCGGGUGGCUUUGGCCCCACCGUCUGCCUGAUGUUUUCCCUCCAAAAUAUCCCCGAAAGGCAAAAGCUUAUUCCACACCUCAUCGAGUUGCCGCACAGCCCGCUUGAUCAGGGCUCAGAAGCCUGCCUGAUCGUUCGCGAUCCGCAGCGCAAGUGGAAGGAUGUGGUGGCUUCAUCAGCAUCUUUGUCAAGCUCUAUCACAAAAGUGAUUUCUUGUAAAAAGCUCCCCAAGAAGUACCCGCAGUUCCAGGAUAAGAGGGCCCUAGCUGCGGCUUUCGACUUGUUUCUGGUGGAUACCUCCGUGAAGGAGAAGGCGUAUAACGCACUGGGGAAGGCUUUUCACAGCGCCAACAGGUUACCCCUUCCGAUUCGUGUGGGAGUUAGCACGCUAGAGAGAGAAGUGGAAAAGGCUCUGCGUUGUACCUCCUUGGUCCUAAGAAGGGGCCCCUCUGUGGCCGUGCGCAUUGGUCGGGCCCUGGGCUCCCCUGAGCAUUUGUAUGCUAAUGCUAUUGCUACCAUAAAUGGAGUUUCGUCAUUUUUCAAGGAAAAUCACAAGUGGAAGAAUACGAUUACCACCAUUCACGUUCAAGCCACCGACAGUCCCGCCCUUCCGGUGUACAUUCAUCCGAAGUACAAGGAGGCAGCAGAGUUCUACAGAACCAACAAGCCCCCAAGUUUGGACGCAACGGAAAAGGGAAAGGAGGGGAAGAACGACGAGACGAAGAAAAAGGGAACACCUGACGCAGGGAAUGCCAUCACCGAUUGCCGGAAGAUCAAACGGGGGAAAAACGCUAAGCCGAAUGAGCGAAAGGAUAAGGAAAGCAAGAAACCAAAGAAACAUGCACUUACGGAAAAAGCGGGAAAACAAAAAAAUUGA
Molecule: messenger RNA, 1275 nt
Organism: Cyclospora cayetanensis
Lineage: Eukaryota; Apicomplexa; Conoidasida; Eucoccidiorida; Eimeriidae
Product: putative ribosome biogenesis protein C8F11.04
Exons: 3
Coding region: 1-1275 (424 amino acids)
Source: RefSeq, a predicted model, not a curated record